Molecule: messenger RNA, 1128 nt
Organism: Pyrus x bretschneideri (Chinese white pear)
Lineage: Eukaryota; Viridiplantae; Streptophyta; Magnoliopsida; Rosales; Rosaceae
Product: hypersensitive-induced response protein 1
Exons: 6
Coding region: 112-972 (286 amino acids)
Source: RefSeq, a predicted model, not a curated record
UUUGCUCUUUAUAUCUCAGCAAUUUUGGCUUGGAUUACAAGAAAUAAUUCACUAACAACUUUACAUCUCUGUCUCUCGUUUGGUUGCUCAGAAAAUUUUAAGAACUGAAGAAUGGGUCAAGCACUUGGUUGUGUUCAAGUGAAGCAGUCAAAAGUUGCUGUCAGGGAGCAAUUUGGGAAAUUUGAUGAUGUUCUUAAACCAGGAUGCCACUGCAUGCCCUGGUGUUUCGGGUACAAGGUAGCCGGUGAGCUCUCUCUGCGUGUGCGGCAACUUGAAGUUCGAUGUGAAACCAAAACCAAGGAUAAUGUGUUUGUGAAUGUGGUUGCGUCGAUUCAAUAUCGCGCCUUGCCAGACAAGAUACCGGAUGCUUUCUACAAGCUCUCGAACGCCAACUCACAGAUUCAGGCCUUUGUAUUUGAUGUUAUUAGGGCAAGUGUGCCGAAAUUGGAGGUUGAUGCCGUCUUUGAGCAGAAGAGUGACAUAGCGAAAUCUGUUGAGGAGGAGCUUGCAAAGGCGAUGUCUGCUUAUGGUUUCGAAAUAGUAGAGACCCUUAUUGUGGAUAUUGAGCCGGAUGUUCAUGUGAAGAGAGCGAUGAAUGAGAUCAAUGCAGCUGCAAGGCAGAGGUUGGCCGCGAAAGAAAAGGCUGAAGCGGAGAAAAUCCUACAGAUCAAGCGAGCGGAAGGAGAGGCGGAAGCCAAGUUCUUGGCAGGGCUUGGCAUAGCGCGCCAGCGCCAGGCCAUUGUUGACGGGCUGAGGGACAGCGUGCUUGUUUUCUCCGAGAAUGUUCCCGGAACAACAGCCAAGGAUGUCAUGGACAUGGUUUUGGUGACUCAAUACUUCGACACCAUGAAGGAGAUUGGAGCAUCCUCAAAGUCAUCGUCUGUUUUCAUCCCGCACGGGCCAGGCGCGAUCAAGGACGUUGCUUCGCAGAUUCGAGAGGGUCUCCUUCAAGCUGAUCAUGCCAAGGCAUAGAGAGUGAGAGAGGAAAAAACUCCUUGGGAAAUAAAUUAUCUGCAAUGCUUGCAUAUUAUUAUGGAAGGUGUGCUUAAAUUAUUCAUAUGAAGAACAAGUUGUGUACUUUACCCAGUACUUACAUAUCAUAAGUUGGCGACUGAGUGCGAUUUAUUA